Molecule: messenger RNA, 1299 nt
Organism: Haliotis rubra (blacklip abalone)
Lineage: Eukaryota; Metazoa; Mollusca; Gastropoda; Lepetellida; Haliotidae
Product: sodium- and chloride-dependent taurine transporter-like
Exons: 11
Coding region: 1-1299 (432 amino acids)
Biological process (GO): sodium ion transmembrane transport
Cellular component (GO): membrane
Source: RefSeq, a predicted model, not a curated record
AUGGAACGUGAGCGAUGGCGGCACCACUUAGACUAUCUGACCAGUCUCCUUGGCUACAGCAUGGGCUCUGGAUCACUGGUCAAAUUCCCAUACUUAUGUAUGCGUAACGGUGGAGGAGCCUUCCUGCUACCUUACAUCUUUUUCACCUUUGUCGGCGCUAUUCCCUGCGUCUUCCUGGAGAUGGUUGUUGGUCAGUUCUCGCAAAGUGGUUCUAUCAACGUCUGGAAUAUGUGUCCACCGUUUAAAGGAAUUGGUGUUGGCGUUGCUCUGGUCACGUGGAUGUAUUUAAUCUGCUACCUACCAGUCUUCGCCUGGUUCAUGUACUACUUCUACCACUCGUUCCUCGACAAGCUGCCCUGGGACAACUGUGACCAGCCCUGGAACACCCCAGCCUGUGUGGCUGAUCUCGGCAUCAGGACUCACAACAAUACAGUAGCCAAUGUUACCCAUCUCCCACCAAAUGCAGUCAUUAACGUAACUCCUGGAGAUUCCUUCACAGCCCCAGGCAUGACUGCUGCGGAAGAAUUCUGGAGACUGCAGGUGUUACAGAUGACUGAUGGCCUGGAACACAUCGGAGGUAUACGCUGGCCCUUAGUUGGAUGUAUGGCAGUUACCUGUGUGGUGAUGUUCUUGUUCGCGUUUAAGGGAAUCAAGGUCUCCGGCAAGGUGGUGUACAUCACUGUAGGUGUUCCGCUCAUGCUCAUCCUAGUGUUCCUCGUCCAGGGAUGUCUUCUUCCGGGGUCUGCCGACGGAAUUUACUACUAUGUGUACCCUAAAUUCGAAAAGCUUAGAGCCCAGAGUAUAACAAAUGACCGUCCUCGUACGGGCAGAGCUCAAGUCACCGCUGCAGCCCAAGAUCGAGAUGCUAUACUUUCUGGCAUAGUCGAUAUGUUCGGGCUUAUCCUAACUGGCUUUGCGUUCUUUGCCAUCAUGGGCCAUGUUGCCUAUCAACUGGGAGUUCCUGUAGAGGCGUUUGAGUCAUCAGGUUUCAGCCUGGCCUUCAUUGUCUACCCACAAGUCGUGACUCAUCUUCCCCUGCCACAUGUCUGGUCUGUGCUGACAUUCCUGGCCCUGAUGACCCUUGAAAUUGACUCUCUGUUACCAGGACUGGAGAUCAUGCUUGGGGCCAUUGAGGACGCUUAUAGUGGAAUCGGCAAACGACGAAGUAUUGUCCUUUUCGUGAUUCUUCUGGGCGGAAUCUACAUCGUGACUCUGGUGGACUGGUACAACUACUUUCCUGCCAUAGGAGUGUUCGCCAUGCUGGAGUGCUUUGUUGUUAGUUGGUGCUAUGUUUUGUAA